CACACUGCCGGACUCAGCAAAUGCAAAAGCAAACGGAUUAUUCUUCUUCCAAUGCUAAACAAAUAAUUAGUCCGUUAAACUCGUACUGAUUUCAAUGGUUUCUUUAUCCCACAGAUUCAGGCCGCCAUCAUCGAUAACAACUAUGAACUCCAACGCGAAGAAACCGGAAGAUCGGUCUCCUCACCUUUCUCUCUCUUCCUAUUUCCAAUCCCACCCCUAAAAGAUCUCUCCUUUCUGCCGAUAUUGAAUCCAUACAAAUCGAUAGACAGAUAUAUAUUGAUUAAAGUGGAUGGGGGGAAAAAUGGAGGUGAUUUUGGGGAAUUGAUUGGAUAUUGAGAUUCUAAAAAACUGGGGUUUCUGUUUGAGGAGGAGAGGGAGUUUUAGAGAGAGAGAGAGAGAGAGAGAGAGAGAGAGAGAGAGAGAGAGAGAGAAAGAGUGGGGGAGGGGAGGAGAUGAAGGAGCUGUUGGGGAGCCCAGGGACGGUGAGUGGGCUGACUUUGAGGAUCGGGCAGUGUUUAUUUGCUGGUGCUUCAAUCGGAGUUAUGGUCUCUGCUUUGGGUUUCUCUAGCUACACUGCUUUCUGCUAUUUGAUCGCAUCAAUGGGGCUUCAGGUAUUGUGGAGCUUUGGGCUUGCAUGUCUUGAUGUCUAUGCUUUGAGGAUUAAGAGAGACCUUCAUAAUCCGGUCCUAGUGAGCCUGUUUGUUGUAGGCGAUUGGGUGACUGCUACUUUAUCGCUUGCUGCCGCAUGUUCAUCAGCCGGAAUCGCAGUUUUAUAUGCAAGGGACCUGAAUUUCUGCAAGGUUCAAACGCAUCUCCCUUGCAACAGAUUCCAGCUCUCUGUAGCCUUGGCUUUUGUCACUUGGUUCCUUAUUGCCAUAUCUUCUCAUGUUAUGUUUUGGAUCUUAGCCUCUGUCUGAAUAACUCAUCUCUCUCUCUCUCUCUCUCUCUCUCUCUCUCUUUUGGGUUUCACAUGUAAACGUUAUUGGUCUAGUUCCAAUAUUGCAGUUUCAUUUUUUUUUUUUCCGCCCUUUUCAACUGCAAUAGGUUUUUUGUGUGCUUUUAUAGCUUCCUAUUGCUGGCAUGGCUGAAAAUCCAGUUUAUGCGGUUGUGAGUUGUAAAAGGCGAAAGAAUAGUUCGCUCUGUGCUCAUCACGCGGCUCUGUUUCUUAUUUCUCACUGACCCGAUGGAGCUGAAUAACAUAUCCUGUAAUUUAUAUGCAAGUGAGGUGUUAUUUUUUCA
Messenger RNA from Rhododendron vialii, 1239 nucleotides. Its product is annotated as CASP-like protein 5B2. NCBI's taxonomy places the organism in Eukaryota, Viridiplantae, Streptophyta, Magnoliopsida, Ericales, Ericaceae. Bases 453 to 917 code for a protein of 154 amino acids. The transcript is spliced from 3 exons. Gene Ontology annotation, cellular component: membrane. The record is from RefSeq and is a predicted model, not a curated record.